AGGGAAGUACGUUGGUGGUCGGCUGCUGUGCAGGUUAAUCAGGGUGAGUGAGUGAGUAUUGUAUGAGGGUGAACUCACGAGUGUUGACACUAGGACACAUAGCAGGGCUGUGGGAUCUAAGUAAGUUGCCUUGGCUCAGGCUGGGCUUGUUGGCUUGUUGGCCAGAGUGAGACUAUCUAUCCAUGUUACAUGAAACUGAUGUUCUUGCAGUGUCCAGACAAUUAGAGGCAUGGUAUAUACUGCUUGCCCAUUGAUAUGUAGCCGAUAUCUGUGAGACUUGUAUAUUGGUUUAGUGAGAUGUUGCUUAGAAAAAGCUUGUAUUAGGUGAGGAGAGAAAUUGAGGUGGAGGUGGGAGCGGCAUGUGGCAGAUCCCCGGUAAAAAGUUUAACCUGUAAACAAAAUUUGACUUCUUGCAAUAGGGGAUCCAGAGCACUGCUGGCACAAAAACCAUAAUGAGUUAUGGUGGUUAUGAUGCUUGAAUUAUCCUGUAAACUGUAUAACUUUUCAGGUUAAUUUCUGCAAUGUGAAUUGUCCAUUGAAAUGACACAUGCAGUGUAUUUAUGGUAAGAAUAAUGUUGUUUUUGCUUGCUAUUUAUUAAUUUAAUAUGCUUUGACAUAUUCUUAAGGUUUUCACUGUAAUGCCAUACAGUAUAUAUAUAUAUAUAUAUAUAUAUAUAUAGAUAUAUAUAUAUACACACACACACACACACACACACACAUUUUCUAAAACAUUUUUUGCUUUUUAAAAGUUUAUUCACACUAAAUAAUUUGCACAAUGUAUGAUUUCUGAAGCAAGAGAGCUAUAGUGGUUAUAGUGCUUGGAGUGUUCCUUUAGGAUGUUCUACAUUUACUACCUUUUAACCAAUCCUGCAAUUAUUAUUUAUUUUGUUACAGGCCUGGAAAAUCUGGUAACUUUGGUAACUUUCCAGAACCUUCUGCGUUCUGGGCAGCCAAAAACCAGAACGCCAUCCAUAUUCUCUUUGCAUCCCAACCACUACACUAAGCUGAAGUGGUUAUGGUGUUGGAACUGCCACCAUUAAAGCUACACUCUAGUAGUUAUGACUAUCAUAAAUCACUACAGUGCAUUAUAGUGGUUAUAAUGUCUGGAAUGUGCCUUUAAAGAUCAGUAAGUAACGUAAAAGCUUGCUGUAUAUAUAUAUAUAUAUAUAUAUAUAUAUAUAUAUAUAUAUAUAUCGAUCUAUGUAUAUUAAAAAAAGCACAAUUCAGUAAUUUCAUGAUAAGUAGAAUCUUUGCUUGGACCUUAUUCUAAAUUAUCUGAAAGAGAGCAGCAUUCUACACGUUCUACUCAUUGAGUCUCCUGUCACUUGACUUACAUCUGUUUAAACAUGUCAGCUCACACGGUGGAGACACGGAAGUUACCGCCUCUGGUGUGUAGAACUCUAGCCGAAGCAAAAACCGGAACAGGAGGAGUCUUGGCCUCAGUGUCUGCUGUGAAGGUGACAUUAUGAUACUUUUUAUUUAAAUCUUUAUUUAUAGGAUUUAGCUAGGUUUAGUGACAUGGGAAGGAUAGAAGGUAGAGAAGCUGGUAAUUACUAGUAGGUACUUUGUUAUAAUGUGCUCCAUAAACAGUGUGUUUAAUUAGGUCUGAUAGGGAACGUGUGUCCAAUCUACUCAUGUUAUAAAACUCUGUUCAGGAGCAAUCUGACACUUCUCUUAAUAAUGAUAACAUACUAUAUAGUCACCUAGACAUGGAAUGUGUUUUAUUUUAACUAACGUUCAUCUUAUUUACUUACAGAAAAAAGCGAGCAUAAAUACUGUGAUAUAAUUAUGUAACCACUGUGCGUUUCAUAACUUGUUUUUAUACAGCAACAUUAGCUUUUUUUUUUUUUAAAUUGACUAGAGAUUAUGAGCCAAUAUGUUAUGAAAAGGAACAAAAUACGAGUGCAUUUGUUUCUAUUUCCAAGCUUAAUAGUGUAAUUUAAGCAUUAAAAAAAGAAAAACAACUAUUCUUUAUUGCUUGUAGGCUUCACAAGGCUGAAGUUGAUAUCUUAUUCGGCCAGUUACAUCUGUGGAAGUUGAUUUCUUAUUCGGAGCCAGCUCUGGUUAUAAUUUAAAUCAAACUGAUAUGUUUAUUUGCAAUACAACCCAAAUGUAAAUAAUGACAACAAGAAGGGGGAACUUCCUCCAGGCAUUCAGUGAUGCUAUAUUAUCAUUGUGUUAAUGUUUUUUAGCCAGUAAACAUUGGUCAAACUUCAGAAUUAAUUAACCAAAAUAAACCAAAAGAACUAGUAACUGAUGUUUUUAAAGGAUUGAUAAGUGAGCUAAAUCACAUUUACUUGCUCAUUUCAUCCUGUACUAAUUUCUAAAGCUUUUGAAUAAGACUGUUGUCUCAAAGUGAUGCAUGUCUCUUUUAAAGGACAUCUCACGUAGGUAUGAAAAUGAAAUAAAACAACUUAAAUAAUAGUGAUAGAGCAACCAUUGUGUAAGCAAACAAGAUAUUAUAGUCCAUGCAAGGUAGUGGAGGGUCAGAGGAAACUAUAGUGUUAGGAAUAUACGUUUUUAUUCCUUACACUACAGAAUCCCUUUAGCAUGCCUGUUUUGUUUUUGUAAAUAAACAGUUGUCUGUGAAUACAAAUUUUUAUAUUUUAUUUACCUUUUUUGCAUAUUCCUUUUUUCUGCACAUGCUAAUGUGAUUUUAUUCUUCAUGGGCUUUUUUUUUUUUUUUAAUUCCUUCCGUGGGCUUAAUAUUAUUAUUAUUUAUAUAGCACCAGCAAAUUCUGUAGCGAUGUACAUCAUUUAUUUAUUUAUUUUAAUUCUAUCUGGAUCUUUCUCUACUAAUAUGCUAAGAAACAUGCUUUCUUCGUUCAUAACAGGCUGAUAAAUGUCAAGAUGAUGCUUUCAAUCAGACAACUCAUACGAUCACCUCUUCCUUCACCUAUACCUACACUAGCAUGUAUUCGAUUUAACACAACAGGACCAGAGCAGGUAAUUAAUGCAGUAAUUCAAAUUUUACCAUCAAAACAUCAAGCAUUCUCUAUAUAUUAAACACAAGUUAUCUUGCUUUCUCAGGCUCCUAAGAAAACAAAGUUUGGGCCUCUGCAUGAUGAUGACAGAAUCUUUACUAAUCUGUAUGGACGUCAUGACUGGAGGUAAAAUCAAUAAAAAUAAAUAAAGUUUUACAUUAAAAUUCAAAUAUUAACAGUUGUUUUAUAGACGUGCAAAAAAUGGUAUUAUCAAUGAACUAAUCAAUUUGGCCAAAUUAAAAAAAAAAAAAAAAAAAGCCUUUUAAUCAGCACUCAAGCAAAUCGAUUUCCUUAAUUUAUUUCCCAGACCAAAAAUUCUGUGUGGAUUGAAAGGUUUUUGAUUCUGAUAAAUGUAUUAUUCUAUGGACAAAAUAAAUUUCUGCACACCAAUUGUUUUUAUGUUCCAGUAUACAGCCAAGUGCCUUUUUUUUUUUACAUUUAACUGUGUUAUUUAUGACUCUGUAGACUGAAGGGUGCCCAGAGCCGUGGCGAUUGGUACAAGACAAAGGAGAUUCUCUUGAAGGGAGUGGAUUGGAUACUUGGAGAAAUAAAGAGUUCUGGACUACGUGGAAGGGGAGGUGCUGGGUUCCCAACAGGUCUCAAGUGGAGCUUUAUGAACAAACCUUCUGAUGGGAGGUAACAAUCUGUGCCAUUGUUUCCAUAUUUCUCUUUAAACUGAUCCAUAAAUGUGUCAUACAUGUAGUCUAUUGUUCCAGUCUUUUGUCCUUUCUUAAUAUGUUUAAGAUUACUUGUUUAUUUAGAAAUUAGUCUUUACAAUCAAAAAACCAUUGCAGUAUAUCCUCUUAUAUGACUAUACAAACAGUAUAAUAAAGUUACACAGGAUUAUAUAUUUAAAAUAUAUAGAAAAUAAUGAAGUCAAUAUUAGGUAUUAUAUUGGACUGCAGACACAAAAAGGUCAAUCUGUAUAAAUGAAAAAAAUCUCAGGCACUCACUGUGAUUUCUUCCAGGCAGUUUAUUGCAACGUUUUGACCUGAAACCAGGUCUUUAUCAAUCUUGAAAAAAAAUCUCAGGCACUCACUGUGAUUUCUUCCAGGCAGUUUAUUGCAACGUUUCGACCUGAAACCAGGUCUUUAUCAAUCUUGAUAAAGACCUGGUUUCAGGUCGAAACAUUGCAAUAAACUGCCUGGAAGAAAUCACAGUGAGUGCCUGAGAUUUUUUUUCAUUUAUACAGAUUGUAUGGGGUUUGCUGACCCAUGCUCAGUGCACCCUGUGUUACAUUUUGUGAUUGAGUGCAACCCUCCUUUCUCUCUUAUUACAAAAAGGCCAAUCGUCACAGAGGUUUGACUGGUGGAAAACAUGAUUGUUUCAGUUCCAUAGCUAAAAAGUUCAUAAUUUCUGACAUCUGUUUUGCUGAUGAUCCAAAAGAUGACAAAAAACCUAGUUUAAAGUGCGUCCAAUUUUGCAACAAACUAGGAAAAAAAACUCCUUGACCCCAGAAUGGUAGUCAGAUCUCUCAUUGGAUCAAGAAGACAUUACCCAACUAAUUAAACAUUAUAUCCCUGAAUAUUGUGUUUUCUCAACUAUUUAUCCAAUUGCUUUUUAAACCUCUUUAUAGACUCUAAUUAUUGUUUGUAACAAUGUUCUUCCUAAUGAAUUCCUGAAUAGUAUCCCUUAAUAACCCUUGAACUACUUUCCUAGCCACAGAAAUUAAGUGCACAUGUCUAUAAUUUCCAGGCAAAGCUUUAAAAACCUUUUUUCUUAAGAGCGUGAUAUAAGAAGUUGUGAAUGAAAUGCGCUGUGCAGUAAAGGACAUUUAAAUAUGAGAUCUCUCCUUACAGCAAGUGCUUAAGGAUAUUGUGUAAGCCAGGCAGGGGAGGUUUUUGCCCUAUCUGCAUCAACAAAGUGAAUUAAUUCCAAAAUGAAUGAGACACUGAGACUGCAGGGACAUGUUCUGUUCUCCAAAACCACUUAAUUAAGCUUAAAUUGUUUUGGUGCUCAUAUUGUCCCUUUUAACUGUUAUAGCCCAGAGUUAACUGCUUUGCAGAAGUAGCAACCAGACUUUCUUACGGUUACCUACUGAAUCUGAAAAAACAAGUUCUUAAGGCAGAUCAAGUUCAGGCAGCACAUAGAAGAAUUUAAACUCCUCUCUAAAGAUGUGAAAAGGCAGAUGCUGGUUAAAUGAGGCUAACUGUAGGAGAAAUACUGGGAAGAGUAGUGGCACAAAGAAAAUUUAAGCUUUCAGAGUAGGGAAUGAGGCUGAGCGUAGGUAAAACUAAUAAAACAUACAAAUAUAAUCAAUCAUUCAUGCAGUGAUAUUAAUGAUUUAGAGCAGGGAUAGACAACCUUUGCCACUCCAGAUGUUGUUGACUACAUCCCCUUUAAUGCUAUUACACCCAUAAUGCUGGCAAAGGAGGUGUAGUCCAAAACAUCUGGAGUGCCGAACGUUGCCGAUGCCUGGUUUAGAGUAUUUAGAAACACGUCACGACUUGACUGUGAGGGUUUGGUCUCUGCUCUGAGUUUGGUGUGGUAAUUGUUGUUGUGGGUUUAGGGGUAUGCAACCUUUAGCACUCCUGUUGUUGUGGACUACAUAUGCCCUGAUGCUUUUCCAGCAUUAUGGGAGAUGCAGUUCACAACAUUCUGACGUUCUGAAGAUUGCCUCUCGGAGGUCUAAGCACUGGAAAAGGGAACAAAGUACAAGUCUCAGUCAUCAGCAAUUUUCACAACUGAACAUUAUAUUGUAUUGAGUUCUUUGACUUCAGAUGUGAUGUGCUUAAAUCUCCUCUAGAUAGUAGGGAAGUGCACAUAUUUCAUACAGAGUUAAAUGAGCACUUCUUAGUUGGGGCAGCAGGUAAUGCAUGCAAGCCACAAUCCACCAUGGACUGGAAGGAUGGAUGGCAUGGAGGUGGUUUGGGAAAUUCAAAAAGUUCUGGUUUAAGCUAGUUUUCUAGAAAGUUCUGUAUUAUAGAGUGUACAAAUACUAUACUGAUUAGAAUACACAUUGGCCAGCCACUUAUAAGGGCACUCCACUGCCCAAUUAAAAAACACAAACACUGUUUAGUAGAUAUACAUCCAAUGAAAACAUGGAUAUAUAUAUAUAUAUUUUUUUAUUAUUAUUUUUUCUGUGCAGCAGAUCUCUUGUCUUCGCAAGCCCUCUUUUUCUAAUCCAGGCCAAACUUUCUGUGGCUGUCCAAUCACAGACUUCUAAUGCAGCUCAAUGAGAUGUCUUUGUAAGGCUGAUACUCUUGAGUUUAGAUCCACGGAGCUAAAUAACCAGGAAGUAACAGGACUGGUUGUCUGAUAGCCUCAGGGGUUAAACAAGGUUAUUUUAUCGAAGAGGGGAAAAAAAAGGGAAAACAUAAAGCAUUUCAGCAAGCUGGAGUGUCCCUUUAUGCUGUGAUUAAAGUGUAAGAAAGAAGCACUCCAUAAAGUUUGUUUUGCAUGUUUCUUUGUGGAAAUAGGAAAUUAUCACUUACAAUAGCUGCAGAUUUAAUAUUUGCAGUUACUGCAUGCCUUCAUCUCUGUUCAAUCAAAGACAUUUUAAUGAACUAUAUAACAGCUUAUUAAGAAAACUUUGAAAGUUGGGCACUCUCUGCAAGCCCCUGUGUAGUUACACGAGGAUAGCUGAUGUACUGUAUUUUUGUAGUGUUCAUUUAAAGUGGAAAUGUAGUUUUAUUUUAUUUUUAUUUUUUAUUCUCAAAUUCCACCUGUUUUAAUUAUUUUUUUUUAAUUCUUUUUUUUUCCUUUGAAUUAGAGGUACAUUCCAGCUGGCGUUGCCACAACAGCAAAUACUGGCAGUUUAAAGACAAUGGACAAUAGUGUGGCAUAGAAUGCGACUGCACAAUUUUUUAUAACAAAUAUGCUUAAUCUAGGAAACAAGAUAUUGGCCAUUUGUGUCUUAGUUGCAGGCAGAUUUGAUGAAACCGGAUGUAAAGACACCAGGGAGAUGAUCAACAUUAAAUAUAACAUGAGUGAAACACUGGAGUAUGGAUAACUAGCUAAACUUGCAUGGGCCAUAGGCACAAUGAUUACUACUUGUUAAAAAAAAUAAGAGUGAUAUACGCUUGGAAAAUAGAUAAAGUGUAGUAAUCAGGCUAGACAUUAGUCUGUUGCUUGUAUUCCCCUGGAGACUCCUAUCAGGCUAAUUAGUAGGAAAGGAGGCAUUGGAUGAAGUAGAUGAGCGUCAAACUAGAGAGCAGACAGUGGAACUUGAACUAUAUGUGUGAGAUUCCACAACCUAAUUAAAGGACAGAGGGUAAAAUAGCGGGCUGAGAGUGCUUUCACAAGCAGUCCAGGAGGUCAAGCUAGCCUAUACUAUACCAGUCUGGAGUGUAUUCCCAUAACUUAGAGCUGGACAGGCAUCCUUGCUUAGUCGGGGUUCGGCAGGAUGAGCCACAUGACCCUAUUAGAGACCUCUCCAGGACCGUCAUCUGAGCAUGGAAUACCCAGUCGGAGCACCCCAGUGCUCUCUUGCAUGUACUUUGCAGCUUGUCUUGCCGCCAUGUUGAGGCGUGAUACGUCGCGGUGGCUGUGGAUCUCUUUUGUGGCUUCGGAGUAGGCUUUUGAGGUAAGUUAUCUCCCGCUUGGCUGUGGCCAGCAUGGCAUAUCCGACUUUCCACCUUGUACCAGAAGUCCUCAAAGAUUUCAUCCAGCCUGGACAGAAUAUCAAAUCUACCCCCUGAGAUGCAGGAGACCCCCGCGGCCGCCGCCAUUUUAAGUGUGUCACCUGAGGUGAAGGUGCAGUGAUGCCUCCUGGGGGUAGACUGGCACCACCCGCACUGGUCCAAGGGGUUGUGGGGGGGGGAGGGGGGGAGUAGGAGACCAACAAGCCUGUUCCAGGGAGUAGAGGGUGAGGAGAGUGGCUGUCUCUCCACAGCUCCUUCGUCUGUAAGUUGCAGUGCUUUGAUGCCUGCUCCCGGAGGCUAAUUAUGGCAGAUGAGGUAUCCUCAGAUUCGUCGUUUGGCUCUUAGUGUGGAUAAGUCACUGAGGGGUAGUUUCAGGCUAGUGGGUCAGGGAUUUCAUCUCUUUUAUUACUGAUGUGCAGGAGCCAGCUUGGCACGCUUCUGUUCAGCUUGUCCACUAGGCUCCGCUCCCCACCUGUUUUCAUUUUUUUAAUUUACAUUAGAGCAUACCAUGUAGUAUAAUACUGUAGAAUGAAUGGCCAGAGUGUGUGCAUAUGCUUCAGUACACAUGAUUACUUUUCCCUGGACACAGGAGUACUGUGGAGUUACAUUCGGGUUUUUCACUUGCUCCUGUACUACAGAUUGCAAUAAGUGCCUCCAUGUCAGAGGCAGCAGCGACAGAAAAUAAAGUGGGAGCCAUAUAAUAAAAUAAAAAUAAUGAAUUGUCGGGCCCAAAGUUGUCUCCUUUCUAGAUCUAUAGUCUGUCUCCCUGAGCCUGGCCUUCCACUCAGAGACCAGUCUAUGUUUAAAUUAUACCUGCCUUAAUACACUCUCUGCACUUGUAGAUUCAGCCAGGAAAUGCUGAGGAUCAUGGUCUGCUAAAUCAAUUCAUGGGAGCUGCACUUCUGUGGAGAUUGGAUACGUAAUUGUAAAAUUCAGCUUAGUGUAUAUUCUGUGUAGUGAUGAAGGCACCUUGUGAGUCCAGGGAUACUCUGGUUGCAGGUGUUUGAGCAUAAGAAUGCUUUCCCACGAAAACAAUAAAGCCUAGCAUCUUCAUUUAGACCCUACUCAGAGUUCCACUUCUGUAUUGAAGUGGUUAUGAUGCCAGGGUACUGUUCCUGCACCAUAUAGUUAGACAUUUCUCAAAAUGACAAAAUAGGGCUUGAAAGUGGAACUCCCAGCAAGUUGACAGUGACAUACUAGUUAAAUUGUAUGAGUAGCAUGCAAGCUGGGAAGUAUAAUUCCAGGCUUACGAAUUAACAGGGCUGUUACAGAGCAAGAUGCUCAAAAUAUAAGCCCUAUUUUGUUAAUAUAACAAAUUAAUCAAGCAGAAGGGGGGUGCAGGGACAUUGCAUUGGUACCAUAAAUGAAAUGCAAUAAGCAGAAAUAGUUAUAAUAAAAACCAAUUUCAUUAUUGGAGGUGAAGUUUUUAAAUGAUGACAUCAUUUGUGUAGUCCUAUUCAAGAACAGGUCACCAUGAAGCUGUCUGUAAUGUCCCUGGAUAUGUGUACAGUAUAUCACCACCUCUAAAAUUCCUUUUGUUUUAAGGUAAACUUUUCAUAAUAAAAAUAAAUUAUAUAGUCCCCUUGUUAAAUAUUUAGCUUGCCUUUGCAUUAUUGUAGUUCCAUAACAUUCUUUUUUUAAACCUGGUGCCUAAACUUGCAACUGACCAUCCGAUUGAUCAACUGGUUCUCUUAAGAAAAUACUAAUUUCAGUGCUUUCCUAUUAGCUGCAUUUGAUGAUGUUUAAUGUCCUCAUGGACAUCAAACAUCACAUGACCAAGUUCACUGAUAUUCCAGCACAAUAAAAAUAUAUUCUAAGACAAAAUAGGGACUAUGUUUGUGGUUUUUUUUUUAAUCUAUUUAUUUUUAUACAUAUUCCCUAUACCUGACAAAACGUGCUAAAUGGCUGAACUACUGCCAUCAAAUUUUGUACUUUUCCGCCACACUGUAAGCAGCAAUGUCACCAUCUAGGUUCUUUUUAAAAUAUACAAAGACCCUAGAUGAUGACAGAGCAACAUUAACUGAACAACUAUUAAAGAAGGGGAUUUAUUCACUAAGCAGCCAAUUGUGAUAAAUUACAAGCUGAAUUGCAAAAUGUAGGUCAAAAUAGUCUGUUUGGCUCUUUAGCCUGAAUGUUUUCAUUUUAGUCAAUAAACCCUUUUUUGCAGUUUAGUAAAUAAACACCUCUAGUGCUACGGAAUGUGAUGGCACUAUAUAAAUAAUAUAAUAAUGUUUAUACAUCCUGAUUAAACUGGUGUUAAUCUAUCUGGUCUUGCAUCAUGUGCGUAUAACUUUUGAUGUCCAUUCCCAGAUAAACAGAAUAAAUAGAAGUGGAACUAGGACAAAAAAACUCACUGUUUGGGGUUUAAAGGGACACUCCAGUCUCAUUAAGGCAUUCAGUAAUCAAUUGUUUCAAGUAGUAUAUGCCUGUAGCGGUUGCCAGCCACUAGAGGCAUGUUUUUUUGACAAAAUGUAAACAUUACCUUUUUGUCAGUCAGUGUUUUGUACACUGCCAGAUAAAGGGUGAAGCAUCCGAGCACCAAAUCCAGUUUAUUAAAAUGGUUGAUUUUGGUGCUUAAAGUGUACCUUUUAACCUAUGGUGCCUGAAUUGUUAAACUUUGGAGACACCCAUGUCGUUUUCUAAUUUCAGUACUGUCUUGUGAUUAUAUUAUUUACAUAGCACCAGCAAAAUUCUGUAGCGCUGUACAACGGGUGGACUAACAGACAGGUAAUUGUAACCAGACAAAUGGAUGCACAGGGACAGAGGGGUUAAGUGCCCUGCUCAAUGAGCUUACAUGCUAGAGGAUGAACCCUUUGUAAUUGCCAUAUUUUUCUGCUUAUUUGCAUUGAUUAUGUUUUGAAUGGGGUAGGAGAAAAAAUGUUGUCAAUCUCAGAAGUUUGUGUGUGUUUGGUUUUCUUGUUUUUAAUUUUUUUAUUCUACUCUAUUCAGACCCAAGUACCUUGUAGUAAACGCAGAUGAGGGCGAGCCUGGAACUUGCAAGGACAGAGAAAUCAUGAGACAUGAUCCACACAAGCUAGUGGAAGGAUGCCUCGUAGCUGGGCGCUCCAUGGGUGCACGAGCCGCAUACAUCUAUAUUAGAGGUGAAUUUUACAAUGAAGCAUCCAACCUCCAGGUGAGUAGUAAGAAAUGAUUGAUCCAUGGGUAGAAAAGAAGUUGGGCGUGUUAUUUUGGAUUUUACUAGGGAUUCCUAAUUUUUACUUUGAUUACAUUACCUAAAAACUGAUCGUUUAACUCCCUACAUGUGUCACUUUUUUUUUUUUUGUUUAGGUUGCAGUGCAAGAAGCAUACUCUGCUGGCCUGAUUGGUCACAACGCUUGUGGCUCUGGUUAUGACUUUGAUGUGUUUGUGGUGAGAGGAGCUGGCGCCUACAUAUGCGGUGAAGAGACUGCUUUGAUAGAGAGCAUUGAAGGAAAACAGGGGAAACCACGGCUUAAACCUCCAUUCCCAGCUGAUGUUGGUAUGAUAAAAUCUUUGUGAAAUACUCCUGUUGACUGCAUAUGAAUUUUAUUCUAAUUUAAAUCUAAUUAAAAUAAAUCAUAAGACAGAGUAGUGGUUACUCUCUCUUAAAAGUUAAAAAAAAAGGUCUAUUUCCCUGUCACUAGUGUCAGCUGUGGGGAAACUGACAUCUUCUCAUGCAUCACACGAGUAGAUUUAUACAGGAUCCUGCGGUCUUAUGGGGUUAUCGAUAGAAAGUUAGAUUAGUGAGUGUGCCACAGACAUCCCACUACUUGUAAGAAUUUUUGAAAGCCACAAUUUAUUGUAACGUAUAGCUGAUAACUGUAGCUAUCCUGGUCAGGCAGCUGCAUUCUUUUAGACCAUUAAGCCCCACCUUUUACUCCUCUUCUACUCACCAUGUGACGGUGCUUAGUGGGAAAUUAUUUAUUCGUUUUCGGUAGUUUACUAUUUAUAGGAUUAUUGCAGUUGACCCAUUUUUACGUAAAAGAAGAUAAUUGACCUGCAUUUUAAAAUUGCAUUUAAGGGAACACUCAAAGCACCAAAACAACUAUAGUGUGUUUUAGUGGUUAUGGUGCCUGGUGGCCCCCAAACUGUGUGUAUUCUUAUAUGGCAUCUGCCGAGUUCUGGUCCCCGCCACCAGACUCCCUCUUUACUGAGCUAAACUUAGCUCAUCAGCAAUCAGCUCAUGCUCAAUGGGCUGGCUCUGCACUGCUAUAUUCAGCCCAGGCGAACUAACAGAAGCUGAGAUUCUGAAGACCUUAGCUUUUAUUCCUUGCUGAAGACAGUUACUUUAGAUGUGCCCAGCUGCAUGCUAAGGUAGCAAUGGAUCCCAGGAAUUAUUUUUGGGGGCUUCUCUAUGAUCAUGUUGCGUUGCAGGGGCGAAUGCGCACUAGCAUAGAAUAGAGCUGUUGAUGGACAGUGUUUCAUUAAAGUGGCUUUUCCAAGUGGAGAUUAAAAAAACUUGAAAAAGCCACUUUUGUAUAACGUGUUGUGGAUAUUUUAUACAUUUUCUUUUAUAUCAUUUUAUUUUAUUUAUUUUUUAAUACUUUUAUGGUCUUAAUACUGAUGAAACAUCUGUCUAUCAACAUUUCCUCAUGUAUCUUAUAAGUGGAGAUUAUACCACUGUAUGCCAUUCAUACUAGAGCUGGUUUUAAGCUCUAUUAAACGUGAGUAGGACUACACAAGACUUAUUUCAUUGUGAAUAUAUACUUCUGGGAUAUUCUGCACCAUUAGUCUUUUAUCUCUGUUUUAACAUAUGGCUCCAAAGAAUACCUUGACCUGGCUUUUUUUAUACAAGAAUUUCCCUGACAGAACUGAGGCUAUAUCUUCUGGCAAGUUUUACAUUGGUGCAUUAUAUAGGACAUUUUAUUGUUCUUAUUUACCGUAUAUACUCGUGUAUAAGUCGAUCUCAUGUAUAAGUCGAGUCCAGUUUUGUGACCAAUAAUUGUGAAAUAUGCUAUGCCUCGUGGAUAAGUCGAGGGUAAAACUUGGGGCUAUGAAAAUCUGUGAUUUUUAUAAUUAUAUACACACACACACUCAUAAACACACACUGUGCAUUAUAUACACACACUCAUACAAACACACACUCUGCAUUAUAUACACACAUUCUGUGUAUAUAAUGCGUAGUGUUUGUGAACUAAGUGGGGGGAGGGCAUUUUUAUUAUUUAAAAUUUUUUUAUUUUAAUAUUAUUAUUUUUUUAUUUUAAUUUUUUUUUGUCCCCCCUCCCUGCUUGUUAACUUGUCAGGGAGGGGGGCUAUCUUAAUCCCUGGUGGUCCAGUGGGGGGGGCCGGCAGGAAGCAUUUAUUUACCUUUCCUGCAGCUCCUGUCUCCUCCGUUCCGGUCAGCUCCACUGUAAGUCUCGCGGUCUGGUUGCCGCGCGGAUCGUUGCCAUGGCUCUGACGGCCGCGGCUCUCUAAGUUGCCAUAAUACAGACAGUGAUUCGAGUAUAAGUCGAGUGGGGGUUUUUAAGCACAAAAAAUGUGCUGAAAAACUAGACUUAUACUUGAGUAUAUACUGUACUUGGUGCCUAUUCAUUUAAAUUCUCUAUUUUGCUUUGGUUGAUUAGCGCUGAUCCUUUUGGCUCUACUUUUUUUUUUUUUUAUAUAGAAAUGUUUUUAUUAUAUAUUAGAUUAUACAGACCACAUUAAAAGACAGAUAUUAUACAUAGACCAUAUAAUACCAAAGUUAAAUACUUAUAAUAUUAUUUAGUAUAUUUCUCAGAUUAAGUCAUUUGUCAACACCAUUACCGACCCACUGCCAAACCGGUCAUGCUGGAGGAUGUUGCAGGUAGCAGAACGUUCUCCACGGCGUCUCCAGACUCUGUCACGUCUGUCACAUGUGCUCAGUGUGAACCUGCUUUCAUCCGUGAAGAACAUAGGGCGCCAGUAGCGAAUUUGCAAAUCUUGGUGUUAUCUGGCAAAUGCCAAACGUCCUGCACGUUGUUGGGCUGUAAUCACAACACCCACCUGUGGACAUCAGGCCCUCAUGGAGUCUUUCUGACCGUUUGAGCAGACACAUGCACAUUUGUGGCCUGCUGGAGGUCAUUUUGCAGGGCUCUGGCAGUGCUCCUCCUGUUCCUCCUUGCACAAAGGCAGAGGUAGCGGUCCUGCUGCUGGGUUGUUGCCCUCCUACACCCUCCUCCACGUCUCGUGAUGUACUGGCCUGUCUCCUGGUAGCGCAUCCAUGCCCUGGACACUACGCUGACAGACACAGCAAACCUUCUUGCCACAGCUCUCAUUGAUGUGCCAUCCUGGAUGAGCUGCACUACCUGAGCCACUUGUGUGGGUUGUAGACUCCGUCUCAUGCUACCACUAGAGUGAAAGCACCGCCAGCAUUUAAAAGUGACCAAAACAUCAGCCAGGAAGCAUAGGAACUGAGUAGUGGUCUGUGGUCACCACCUGCAGAACCACUCCUUCAUUGGGGGGGUCUUGCUAAUUGCCUAUAAUUUCCACCUGUUGUCCAUCCCAUUUGCACAACAGCAUGUGAAAUUGUCAUUCAGUGUUGCUUCCUAAGUGGACAGUUUGAUUUCACAGAAGUGUGGUUGGCUUGUAGUUACAUUGUGUUGUUUAAGUGUUCCCUUUAUUUUUUGAGCAGUGUAGUUUAACCCCUUAAUGACCAAACUUCUGGAAUAAAAGUAAAUCAUGACAUGUUACAUGUCAUGUGUCCUUAAGGGGUUAAGCUAUUGUUUUGAGUAGGAAAUUCCCCUCUCCAUUUCAAGUUGGCAUAUCAAUUGUUUUUUUUUAUACUGAGUAAAAUCUGGCAUUGAUAUUUUUUUUCCAAGAUCUUGCAAUGGUUAUUUUUGCGGACAUAAGACAGUGAAGAAUAAAUAUUUGGUGUUUUUUGGGAGUUUACCCCAUUUGAGAUGAAGUAGGCCAGUUUCUGGGGAUUUCCUUAGGUUUAUAUUAAAAACUGACUAGUGGAAUAUAUUGAGUCCCAGAAUGUAAUUAUUCUUGGACACUUCCACCAGAUAUGUAUCAUAGAUUCUUCAUGGGCUAGGCAUCUCCAGCAGAGUGGGGAGUUAGUCGCAAGGCUAUAAGGUGAAUUUUUUUUUUUUUAAGUUCCAGUAUUGCUUAUCUUCUUUUCUCCAGUGGCUUUCCUGGAUGAAAGAUAUCUGGGCUCUUUCUCUCAAAAUAGUAUUAUACAAAAAUCCUCUCUUAUUUGGGGAAUUUAGCCCUUGCGCAUUAAUGGAUAUUAAAUCAUUUUGAUUUUUCCAAUACAUUUUUUUCCAUUAACUUUCUAUAUUCACAUUUCUUAAUCAAAGCUAAUCCUGCUAUACUCCACGCCGCACAAAAACAAUAUUUACAACAAGACAACAUAAAUUUAUGUAUGUUAAAAAACCUCAUACACAAAAAACCAUUGCAAAAAUUGCAGCGAUUAUAGGUUGGAAGAAGUCUCCAACAUCAAAGUAUCAAAUAUGAUACCGACAGGGAGGGAGAUAAACUCUACAUUAAAGAGAUAUAUUCUACUUAUUCAAAAGGUUCUUAACAUGUCUGAAUCUUUUCUUUUCCUCCUCUUUUUGUGCUUUGAAAUAGCUUUAGGUGACAAAAGUAUGGUAUUUAGGAACUCGCACAUUUCUUAUCCUUUUUCGUUCUUUCUCAUCCCUUUUUCUUCCCUUCUGUUUUCCGUUACCCCUCCCCUUUCUUUUUUUGUUUCUUUUUUGAUUCCUUUCGCUUUUCUUUGUUUCCCUUCUCCCUUUUUCUUUCUAUUUUUAGCUUUAGUUCUUUCCUCAGCUUCCCCUCUCUUCUCUCCAUUUUUCUCUUCCUUUCUUUCACUUCUUCUCUUCCUCAUAGAUAACUUUUUUUUUAUCGACUUCUCUCUAUUUCUUUCUCUCUGUCUUCUAUCUUUAUCUACCUAGGAUUUUAACUUGUGUUUUUAAUCUUAAUCAAUAAGUUGACACAUAUGUGAUAUUAUAUUAAUAAAAAAAAGUAAAUUCUAUGGUGUUAUCAAGUCUACGUGGUUAGUGUGCAAAAUGAAAUUAUCAUAUUGUUUCCAUUUCUUUGAGAAAAACAACCCCUUUAGGCUUAGUUAAUUUUACUAUAUUCCGCUUAUCAGUCAUCUAUAAUUAUUGGUAUAUCUUAAAGUAGUGAAAUAAACAAAUUGUGUUUAAAAAAUUUUUUUUUAAUUAUUUCUCUUUUUCAAUAUCUAGCAUAGUUAUUUUAUAUUCUUUAUCUAUAUAGUGCAUGUGAUGCCUUAUUAUGUAUAAGCCUAAAAAUUUGUUUAUAAGUGUAAUAAAUCAAUCUUGGUGAUCAUUCCUAGCACACAAAAAAAAUGUAAUUCUCUUUUUCAAUAUUUAGCAUACUUAUUUAUAUUCUUAACUCUAUAGUGCUUGUGAUGUGCAAAAAAAAAGAUUUAUCUAUAUGGCACUUCCCACUCAUCUGAUCGUCUGUUAUUAUAAAUAUAUCUUAAAAUGAGAGACACAAAGUGUUUAAAAAAAAAAAAAAAAAAUCAUAAGGAGAGAGAAAGCCUUGCGUAAUUCUCUAAGUUCUUCUUAGCUAUUUCCGAUUGUAUUUCAAAUUUAUGUUCAGCCAUUCUUUUGCCGUAUCGUAAGUCUUAAAUGUUUGCCAGUCGUUAUAAUGCAGGAUCUGUAGCGAGGAUGGGUAUCGCCAACUAAAUUUUAAGUUAUGUUUUGUUAAUAUCUGGAAGAUUGGAGAGAAUUCUCUUCUUUUGUUCUUGUAGUAUAAUCUGGAAGGGCGUAUAUUUCUUUAAAUUUUUCUUCAGUAGGUUUAUUCUUUUUCAGUGAUGACAAAAUACGAUUCUUGGUUUCAUAUGAAUGAAAUGCAACUAUAACAUCUCUUGGGAAAUUGGGGUUAACAGUAGAUGGUUUAAAAAUUCUGUGGCAGCGAUCCAUUUUAAUAUCGUGGGGAUCUAAUGAGAGACUUAGGAUUGAAUAAAGUUCUUUCAUGCAGUCUCUUAAAGGAACACUAUAGUCACCUAAAUUACUUUAGCUAAUUAAAGCAGUUUUAGUUUAUAGAUCAUUCCCCUGCAAUGUCACUGCUCAAUUCACUGUCAUUUAGGAGUUAAAUCACUUUGUUUCUGUUUAUGCAGCCCUAGCCACACCUCCCCUGGCUAUGAUUGACAGAGCCUGCAUGAAAAAAGAGAACUGGUUUCACUUUCAAACAGAUGUAAUUUACCUUAAAUAAUUGUAUCUCAAUCUCUAAAUUGAACUUUAAUCACAUACAGGAGGCUCUUGCAGGGUCUAGCAAGCUAUUAACAUAGCAGGGGAUAAGAAAAUCUUAAUUAAACAGAACUUGCAAUAAAGAAAGCCUAAAUAGGGCUCUCUUUACAGGAAGUGUUUAUGGAAGGCUGUGCAAGUCACAUGCAGGGAGGUGUGAGUAGGGUUCAUAAACAAAGGGAUUUAACUCCUAAAUGGCAGAGGAUUGAGCAGUGAGGCUGCAGGGGCAUGUUCUAUACACCAAAAUUGCUUCAUUAAGCUAAAGUUGUUCGGGUGACUAUAGUGUCCCUUUAAUUUGUCGUCUGUAAUAUUUUCUGGGAUGUUUUUAACUCUUAAAUUUGUUCUACGGGCGCGUUUUUUCAAGUCGGCUAUUUUCUCUUCCAGUGACAAUAUAUUUGCCUCCAUUUUAUUAUGUGUUUCUUUAAAUACUUGAAAUUCCAUAUGUUCUUCUUUCUCUUCAAUACUUUGAAUCCGGGUGAGAACUUUAGAAAUGUCGCUUUGAAGAUCUAUAGAAUUAUCUUGGAUUUCUUUCUUUAUUUCUUUAACCCCUUAAGACCGGAGGGCGUACAAUUACGCCCUAUUUUAGGCGGCUCAAAACACCGCCGGGCGUAAUUGUACGCCCUCCGGUCUUUUCUUACUUACCCAGUCGCCGGCGGUCCGGACUCCCAGGGAGCCCCCCCGCGGUAGAUCCUCUUCCUCCGGUGCCCCUCUGCCAUGUGAGAGUGAGGUCCUUGCGAGGACCCCACAAUCACAUGGCCGGGGGUAGCUGCCUCCUGCAUUGCCAGCAGGGGGGCUGCCUGUAAUGACAGGUGGUCCCCCUGCUGGCUGGAAAUGAAAUUUAAAAUAAAAUUUAUUAAAAAGUAAAGUGUUAAAAAAAAUAAAUAAAUAAAUAAAUAAAUAAAUUAUAUAUAUAUAUAUAUAAUAUUUUAAUAGUAAAAUACACCUAGACAGUGUGUGUGUGUGUGUGUGUGUGUAUAUAUAUCUCAAAUUACACGUAGACUGAUACUGAUUAAAUGUGUUUGUGACCAAAUGGCUACUAAAAAAAGACUGGACAUACCCAAUUUGCAAUACCUUGGGUUGUCUACUAUUGCAAAUGGUAUGCCCUUGUGGGUGUAAAUUUCAUUCCUGUGUUACUAUAAAGUCCCAAAGGCAACUUAACCAAUCUGGCAAAUUUCAAUUUCAAAUGUAACGUGCUAUAUUUGACCCUGUAACUUCCCAAAACGCCAUAAAACCUGUACAUAGGGGGUACUGUCUUACACGUGAGACUUUACUGAAUACAAAUAUGUGUAUUUUAUUGCAGUAAAAGCAAACAGUAUUAUGACAUUGACCGUUAAAAUGUCAUGUAGAACAAAAAAAAAAUCAUAUUUUCUCCAAUUGUUUUCAUAUUAAAUUAUGUUUCAUAGCUAAAUAUUUGAUAUUAAAUGAAAGCCCUGUUUCCCCUGAAUAAAAUGAUAUAUAAUAAGGGUGAGUGCAUUUACUAUUAAAGAGUUGAAUUACGUUCGGACAGACAUGUAGCGCAAAUGCCAGGUUUUGUUUACAUUUUGUUUCGUUCGCAACGUGUACAUUUGGCUCCGUCCUUAAGGGGUUAAGGAGAGAAAAAGGUUGAUAAUCUUGUCUCUUGUUUAGUAUGUUUUUUUUUUUAGUCAUUUUUUUGUAUUAAUUCUGGGAUCUUGAGAGCGCUUAGUUGCCAUUAUGCUGUCUAAUUAUAUUAGAUCUUCAAUUAAAAAAAAAAGAAAGAAAGGCAAUUACAGGAGAAGCAAUUCGGUAAAAUAAGAUAGUUUCUUCUUUUUUUUUUUUUUUGCUAUCCUUAUCUUCUUGUACUUGAUCUUUACUUUGCUUUCCUAUAUUUUCCUUUUUCUUGUAUGCGGUCUUAAUAUGUUGGAUAUAUAAUUCAGUUACUUUGACUUCUCUUUCUUGCUCUUUAUUCACUUAAUGUUUUUCUUUUUCUUUGCUGUUAUCUUUUAUAUUUGUUCUUUGCCUUUCCCUUCCAGCAGAUUCUUUUUGAGGUUUUAGUUUGUAUGUUCUUAUUCUUAUCUUUUAAUAUUCUGGGAUAAGGAUUUAACCCCUUAAGGACCAAACUUCUGGAAUAAAAGAGAAUCAUGACAUGUCACACAUGUCAUGUGUCCUUAAGGGGUUAAUAAAUGUGGCAAAAAGAAACUGAAAGUCUCAGAGAAUUGAUUAUGAUGUUAAUUUCUUGAGUACUGCAAAACGGUUAAUUGAUAUGAAAGGUUACGGUAAUCCUUUGUCUCUUAUGAUUUAGUAUGAAACCGUAUUCCGUCUACUAAGAUAUCAUUUGGAGUUACUUUCCUUUCACAUUUAUUUGCUUUCUUUUGGGGGUGUAAUUACAGUUGUUCUCUUCUUUAAUCAGUUUAAGGGAUUUGCAGAUUCUACUCAGCAGACCCCAAAAAAAACCCAUUAAAGUCUUCAGUAGAUAAUGAUGGUCAAAAUCUAGUUUCUUUGAAGUUAAUUUGCAUAGACCGCUUAUUUGAUAGAUUUAUGGAAUUCAUGUAUCUCUUAUAACUUAAUAUGGGACAUUACUUGCCAACCAGUUAUAUCUUAAUUUGCGGUUGCACUUCUUAUAAUUUAUCUUUGUUCUUCCUCCUAUUUCCCUUUUAUUUUUCUCCUCUCUUUCUCCUUUCCUUUCCUUCUUUAUCUCUUUAUUCUUUACUUUCUCUUAGCCUUUCCUUCUUUCUGUCCUCUUUCCCCUUUCCUUUUUUUUUUUUUUUAGUCUCUACUUUUUUAAUUGGCAUAAAAUGAAAUGUAGCAAUGCAUAGUAACAGAGUGUAACAAGGCACAAGUCAGACACACCAUGGAAAACUACAAUGCUGAACACAGAAUAGCCAAUGCAUAAUUAGAAAUUGAUAAAGCAAGACUGACAAUACAUGGAAGAAAACAUUUGAGUGACACAAUGCAGAGAGCAAAAACAGUGUCAUUGACAGUUAUAUAACAAGACUGGAAAUGCACUGCACAAAAUCAACAGGACAAUGAAUAAUGUCCCAAUGUGUAGAAAGAAAACUCAAGCCUGUAUAUUGCGCAACCUGACCUAAUUUGUCAGUUUAUAUAAUUUAGAUGUCAUGUCUGGCUGCAUACAUUGGGUAUAACUGGCAAAGUAUGUCUAGCAAAUUAAGGGAAAUGCAUGUAUGGAACGCAUACUGAAUUUGAAAGAAAAAGUGGUAUUAACAGCAUAUAUUUUCUUGCUGUGGCUGUGAAAAACUCGUGUUUGGAAAUGUAGAAAGCAAUUUUUGAAUAGUGACAUUCCAUUAUAAAGUUACGUUACCAUUGAGAUAAUAAAAUACUUGCAUUUUUAAUUGCACUAAAACCAAAAAAAGCUAAAUGCAUAAGUCAUAAAAUAACAACCUCCACGUAAAAGAAAAAGAAGUCUCAAGUUGUUUGCAAUGCUAUUGUUUUGAUCUAUAAUCGUCUCAGAAAUCCUAGGAUGUCUGUGGACCAUGUGUAGUGGGUACAGAAUCUGCAUAGACUGACAAGCAUCGGAACGCUUUGACAGCGUGUCAGUGUUGCAAUGCUUGGGCCGGCUCUUCAAAUCUGUUGAUGGAUUUCUCGUGCUUGAGACAUCCAGCACUAGUCCGAUACAUGCUGUAAAAUUUACUUAUACUGGCAUCUACAGUAUGCACUAGUGCUCAAUAAGGAAGGGCUAUUGUCUCUAUGGAUUGUGUCAUUACUGAGCAGAACAACCAAAGCCAGCCAAAUCUGUCCAGAGUUGUCACAAUUUAGAUGGGUAUUUUUUUUAAAUUUUUUUGGGAAGUUACAAAGUGUGUUUGCCUUUUUCCCACCCCUUUCUCAGGAGUCUUCGGCUGUCCAACAACAGUUGCUAAUGUGGAAACCGUUGCAGUGGCUCCUACCAUUUGCCGACGUGGGGGUAGCUGGUUUGCUGGUUUUGGACGUGAAAGAAAUUCAGGAACCAAAUUGUUCAACAUCUCAGGACAUGUAAACAAUCCAUGUACUGUAGAGGAGGAGAUGUCCAUCCCACUAAAAGAGCUGAUCGAGAGACAUGCAGGUAAUAUUAUUGGAGAAGAUCAUUGUCACAGACCAAACUAUUGUCUUAGCUGUGACAGUGGGGAGUGUGUGGGUAUGAAAGGGUUGAGAGCACCUGACCUCUAGUUACUUUAUACCUAUUCCAGUAUCUAAAGUAUACUGCUACUUUACAAUAAAAAAUAGGGGGUUGUGAGUUUGGAUGCCAGAGUCUAAAGAUAUUGUUAGAUUUGCAUUAUUUUAAUAAAACACAAGAAAAAUUAAUAAUCAACCGCAGACUUAACAGAUGUUAAAUAUUGAGUAGAAGUUAACCUUGUAUAUGCCAGACUGCCACUAUAUGUGAUCCUCUGUCUUUCCAAGCAAUCUUCCCCACUUGACAAAAUGACCAGUUUACAACACCUAUACUCCAAACAGGUCUGUGAUGUACAUACUUCUAAUAAUCACAUAAAACUGAGCUCCCUGAUAAAAAGACCAUUUUAGAAUUUCUGAUUUGUUACAAUUUUCCUAUGCUCCAGACAUCCAACAGGUCAAACUUGAGUCUUAGGGCAUCUCCUAACUCCCCAAGUGGCUCAAUUAAAACCUUGUUUGUAGUCAUUCUUUACAUAUCUUGAUUUGGAGACCUCACUGCAUCAUUUUAAUUAUGUAUAGCAUUAGAUGGUUAUGUUGCUUUAUUGACUUAUCUAUUCAGAUUAUAGAUUUUGAAUAUCCCAGAAAGUGGCCUCUUGUUAACCUCUGCAUGACAUUCCUGGUAGGCCACAAUUGCUUUAUCUGUUUUCUCUUUUUUGAACCGAGUGCUCGGAUUCAUGAUUUUACCCCAGGUACCUGGAUUCAUCCAUCUGGUGCUCUAGAAGAUGCAGUAUAUCCACAAUAAUAAAUAGUGCUUACUGUCAGAGCUUUGGUUCCUGCCUUUGCUAUAAGAUUGUCUGUUAACUCCUGAAAAAGUGCUACAAACAGGCAACCUGGUUAACCUCCGCAAUGUUGGCAUAAAAUUUGAGCAUACCACAUUUGUCUCGGUUCUCUUUAACUUGGCCAGUAAAAAGGAUUUAGAGUUGUGAUAUUGCUAUAUGACCUAAGGUAAGUUAGAAAGUAGCAUUAAAGGGACACUAUAGGCACAAAACAACGUUAGCUUCAAGGACCACUAUAGUGCCAGGAAAGCAAACUCGUUUUCCUGGCACUAUAGGAUCUCUAGGUCCCCCCCCACCAUCAGGGUCCCACUCCCGCUGGGCUGAAGGCGUUAAACACUUAUCUUUCUCCAGCGCCGGGCUCCCUCGAUGCUGGGGAACUCUCCUCCCUCUGCCGACGUCAGAGCGGAAUGCGCAUGUGCGGCAAGAGCCGCGCGCGCCUUCAAACAGUCCAUAGGAAAGUAUUUCUCAAUGCUUUCCUAUGGACGUCCAGCGUCUUCUCACUGUGAUUUUCACAGUGGGAAGCGCCUCUAGCAGCUGUCAAUGAGACAACCACUAGAGGCUGGAUUAACCCUAGUGUACACAUACAGCUGCAGCUAGAUGGACCUUGCACCCAGACCACUUCAUUGAGCUGAAGUGGUCUGGGUGCCUAGAGUGAUCCUUUAACCCCUUAAGGACACGACGGAAAUAUUCUGUCAUGAUUCCCUUUUAUUCCAGAAGUUGUGUCCUUAAGGGGUUAAUGAAGCAAUUUUGGUGUAUAGGUUAUGCCUCUGCAGUCUCAAUGCUCAAUUAUUUGCCAUUUAAGAAUUAAAUCACUUUUUAAGGUGACUUGGUGUUCAGGGGGCGUAAAGUUCUCCAUCAAUCUUGAUGAUCUCAGCCAAGGAGGCUGGCACAGCAAAAUCUGUAAGCUAAGUUAAACUCACCAUUGAAACCCUCACAGGCAUGGAUGGGGAUUUAAAUAAGUAUAUUAAAACUAUAGCGCUGGAAAUACAUGUUUCUAUUAAUGCUAUAGUGUUCCUUUAAAGUGAAACUGUAGGCAUUUUAAAUUAUGCCAUUUAGUUCUGUCCCUUUUAUUCAGUGUUAAGCACCAGAACCACUAUGUUAGGCUGUGCUGGGACAAAGAACAUGUCUCUGCAUGUUGACCAUUUCAGGCAGUAAUUACAUUUCUCUCUAAGGCCACCUCUAAUGUCUGUCACUCUGUCGUUUUGGUGCAAGUCAGUGCAUUUCUACAAGGGAAGCAUUGGAUUGCCUGGGCUCAUCUAUAAUGAUUUUCUCAGCCUAUGGAGCAGCAACAGUCGUGGCAAGAACUAAAGGAAAUAAAAAGGAAAACACUCUAACGUUCGGAAAAUAUGUAUGUAUUCUUAGCAUUAGAGUGUUCCUUUAAACUGUUUUGAAUGGUCUAAUGCUAAAUGAGAGCUGCAACAGCUUCUGAUAAGAUUGAUAAUAAUCAAUUAUGAAAUCGUUGUCGACAAAUCUCCGUAUCGUCUAGUUGUAUCUCUGUCUCACUCAUCUAGGCCUGGGCUUCUGGCCUAUUUGAAAAUUACAUUUUGAAAGUAGUUUGACAGGGAACAGAGGGAUGGUGCCAGGAAUCUCCAGACACUAUAUAACCAAAUUCAAGAUUCGGAUGAAAUGGUUAUAGUGCUUAAAGUGUACCCUUUAAGUGUAUUUUGCAACAACUUUAAAUUCAACCAAAUAUUUUACUGUGCAUCAGCUGGAUGUUAAAGUUUGGUGACUAGGUUUCUAUAACACAUUUUCCUACAGGAGGAGUCACUGGAGGCUGGGAUAACUUACUUGCUGUAAUUCCUGGAGGUUCCUCUACACCCCUCAUCCCACGAUCAGUUUGUGAGACUGUUCUUAUGGAUUUUGAUGCCCUUGUCCAAGCUCAAACUGGACUUGGUACAGCAGCUAUCAUUGUGAUGGAUAAAUCGGUGAGUUGCAAAAUGCAUUUUUUUUAUUUAUUUUUUAUUUUAGAAAACCUGUGUUAAACUGUUAAACAGAAACAUAACAUUGUAAUAGAGGAACAAAAUGAAAGAACCAACACAAAUAAAAUUGUCCUGCCAGAAAAACAAACUUAGUAACCAGUGUAGGCAUUAACAAGAGUUGAUUUUAUGUUGAUAUAUUAGAGGAGAAAAUGUAUUGUUAGAUGUCUUCAUUUCUGCUGUAGAAAAUUGAAGAAUUAAACUGUUUGCAUGCUGAGACUCUUAUCUUCCAAUACUAAUUAAAUCUGAAUAAAAUGGUCCAUUCUAUAACCGUAAUGAGACCUACAUUCAUCAAGUAAUCAAACUUCCCCAGGCCAUCAGAGGAAUUCAUGACAGCUCUGUGUGAGCGUGGCAAUUUACCAGGGUAUUGUGUGAAUUGCCUCCAAGGAGGCAAUUUACCAGGGUAUUGUGUGAAAGGAAAAUGGAAGAACGAGUGUCCUAUAUCAUUCAACUGUUUAGAUGUCUUUCCAAUACUAUAUACUCCAAUUUGUAAUAUAUAACUUAGGGAAACCUUUAUGUCAGGGGCUUCUUGAAAAUAUCAUAGUUAAGCCUAGACCAGAUGAGGAACUAUUAUCUGCCCAAAUGCAAACCUAAAAAGUCACGUUUUAGUAGAUAUACCCCCAACUACAACGUGCAUUUGUUUCAUUUGGGGAUGUAUCUAAAACCAGCUUGCAGAUCUCUGAAUCCUUUGCAAAUCCUCCCCUUCUAACCCUGCAGCCUUCAGUCGCUGUCCAAUUACAGACUUCCCAGUGCAGCUCCAUGAGAAGUCGUUGCAAGGCAAAUGCUCUGAGCAAUUGCCUACCUCUUGAGUUUAGCUCCACUGAGGUGCCCACCUCCAGAGUUUUUGCUACACUGAUGUGUUUGACAGCCAGAGCGCGUAACAUGAUUAAUUUCUACAUGCUGUUCACGCAUAAAGCACUUUGUGGCUUUAGGGAUCUAGAAUGUACCUUUUUAAGGAUUUAUAUUCAUCCCAAUAAUUUGAACUGAGCAUGGUUCCAUUUUAAAUCAUCAUCACAGAUGAUCUCAGGCAAUAUAAUGCUUCCCCUUGGACAAGCCUUGGUUGGAGCUAGUGUGCAUGCUCAGCAAUUGCCAUGCUAUGACCAGUAAGCGUUAUGCAUUCCCAUGCGUGGAGAUGGUGAACGUUGAUCCUGCAGUUCUUGGAGGACCUUAUGCAGGAAGUCCCUCUAGUAACUGUUAAGACAGCAAUAUAAAUUCUGCCUUUUCUCAAACAACUACAUUUAGCUGUAGUGGUUUUGGUGUGAAGUGUCCCUUAUUUAUACAGUGGGCAGCCAAUCAGUACAUAACAUCUCCAUUAGAAAUUAGAAGCACAUUUAUUUUUUUUCCCCCCCAAAAAAUGUAAUUUUAAUUGUUAUUUUAUUAUCAUGAUCCAUUAAUCAACUUGAUUUAUGUAUUGACUGCUCACCACUUACUCUUUUAAUGCAGACUGAUAUUGUCCGUGCAAUCGCUCGUCUUAUAGAAUUUUAUAAGCAUGAAAGCUGUGGUCAGUGCACACCAUGCAGAGAAGGUGACUUUAAAAAAAAAAAAAAAAAAAAAACUUUAAAUAAUUGUUUCUAAAUGUUUUAUUAGCUUAAAGCGAAUCAUUUUUUCUUUCUUAGGAGUUGAUUGGAUGAACAAAAUAAUGUGGCGGAUGUGCCGUGGUGAUGCUCGUGUGGCUGAAAUUGACAUGCUGUGGGAGAUUAGUAAACAAAUUGAGGGGCACACAAUCUGUGCGUUGGGCGAUGGAGCUGCUUGGCCUGUGCAAGUAAGUUGUUUAUGGCUCACAAAAUAAAUAUAUUACGUACUGGGCACCGUAAUGCUGAGGAGGAAUAAGUCUUGUAUUCAUAAUGGCUGGGUACACCGGAUACAAACUAUGUUGAUAGUUCAAUAUACUAUAUAUGAAACACUGCUUUAUGCUUUUACUUUUUUAGUUCACACAUGAAUAGUAUCUAUUUAGCUCUGGUUUAGCUGUCAACUGCUGUAUAGCUUCUUCUCCACAACAUAUUAAUGUAAUUUGAUAUUGUUUCUUAGGGUUUGAUUCGCCAUCUCCGUCCAGAAUUGGAGGAACGCAUUAAACAAUUUAACACAGCUAACAGACAGAAGGCCAGCAGCUAACAUGAAGAAUGAGUGUUGGCAAAGACUCCUAUUAUAAAUCCCAUCAUAUGCCUGGAGGGGAUUCCAUUUGCCGUUUAUGAGUUAAUAAACUUGAACUUUCAUGGUAGCAGACUGAUGGAGUUCAUGAAUACAUUUAAAAUAUUUAAAUAAAUACACCAAACUCUGGUUCAAGGUCCUGUAUUUAAAUAUAAACCAAAAUAUCUUUCAAACUGUCCGAGAACCUUGUAGAAUGCUGUUGUAUGUGUUUGGAAAUAGCAGUGAGAGUGCAGAGUCUGUCAUCAUAGCUGUAAGUCCCCAAACCUUGUAUUCCAUGAGUCGAAAAACUGGUAAAGUAUGUGAAUACCGACUACCCUGACGAAAGCAAGUAUAACCACGGCAGACGUCCAUACAAGCAAGGGAAAUGGGUAGUGUGAGAAGAGACUCCACCUGGGGACAGACAAACAAAGUGGCAACAGUUGUGGAUGCGUACAGUACAAGUAAGAGAAACAGAAUGUAUAUAAAUGCUAGGAGAUAACAUUUGUAAAGGAACACAUCAAGCACCAUAACAAAUUACACUGGGUGGGCAUAAUGGCACUUCUCGCACCAUAACCAUUACAGCAGACUGCAGUAGUUAUGGUGCUUGGUGUGUUAUUUUAAGUGAAGGAAUACAGCUUUAUCUAUUAUAUGUUGGAAAUGCAGAUUAAACCAUGAACCCCUCAAGGACGCAGGAUGGAAAAUUUCCGUCCAAUACUAAAAUUAACCCCAGAUUGCCACAAUCGCAGCAAUCGUGGGGCUAGUGUUCCUGCAGUGUUCCUCCGUGUCUUAGGCACACAACAGCAAGCAGUCUCACUGAUUCAGCCCAUGUGUUCGCUCUGACCGGGAGUCAGAGCGAUCACACGUGCUGAAGUGAAACCUGAUCUGUCUCCCUGCAGCUCCGUUUGAAAAAAAAAAAAAAAAAAGUGUUAGUGAGGAAAUCCCACCCCCUCUCCCCCUUCCCAAUAAAAUGUAACCCCUUCCCUGCCCUUUGAUCAGUGUCUGCAGUGAUCAAAAUACAGAUCACAGUAUUUCACUGUAAUCCAGUUGUACAGCACUGUGGAAUAUGUUUGCGCCUUUAAAUAUUAGAAAUAAAUAUAUUUAAAAAUCAGAUUUAUUUUUUUUCUUAACCCCUGCGGUUUAACAAA
Messenger RNA from Pelobates cultripes (western spadefoot toad), 26859 nucleotides. The record is from the annotation of a GenBank genome assembly. Lineage: Eukaryota; Metazoa; Chordata; Amphibia; Anura; Pelobatidae.